ACACCUAGGCAACAGCCUGCUCCAAUCCCAUCUGUCACUCCCACAUCCCCUGCACGGCAGACAUACUCUCCACAGCCAUCACGUGGGGUCUCCCCUGCCUUUCUGCGUCCGCCGGUCACUUCAUCUACUAAGGAUCCAACGCCAAGUAUCAGCCGGCUGCAGGGUCGUGGCUUCGUGCAGAGCGUUGUUCAAGCCAGUGGGCGCCUCGAAUCAGGAGCAGGAGCUGCGAGAAGAGAGAGUACAUUCGGAUCCCCAACUCAAGCCGCCAGUGAAACGCGAGAUAAGAAUGCUAGAAGAGCAAGCGUCUUAGACCGUUGGCAGCCUGCAAUAAACAAUGCUGGAACACCAUCACCACCCCCCACAAUCCCCAUUCCCGGCAAACCGCGGAAGGACGCCAGAAACCAGGCAACCAGAAAUGAAAACGCACGACACAGAAUUUCCUUUGAAAAGCGCUGUAUCCACUCCCAACUUUCCGAAAACGCCAUCCGGGAAGAUCAGUACUCUUCCUGAGAGUGCGGACCAUAAUUUGGGGUCCUCCACCACAAUGCUUGCAUACAUCAAGCCAACCAAGACUGGUGAUGAUCCAGUCGUUCGCAAUGUUGAUGAACUCGGGGUGAAAGCGGAUGGGAGUGAGGCAAGGGCGCGAGUAUCGUCGUCUCCUAACAAGCCAUUGAGUCACCCAACCAAGGAUAGAGCAAAGAAACCUCGCAAAACUGGUGGUUCUGCACAUGUUACCUCUCCGGAAGGACAACCUCCAGGCACCUCGCCACAACCGAUUGCGCCAGAAUCGAUCACAUCAGCAACGAACACUCAAUCGCUUCCAAUUUCCCCUCCUCAGCCAAUGAUCCGAUCUCAAUCGGAAUCUCAGUCACGGCUUCCAUCGACGAUCGCACCGCCGAUCACCACUGGUCGCGUUACAGACCGCUGGACAGAACCGACAUUGAUUGGUGUAAAGUCCGUUGCAUCCUCAAAUUCUGCUAUAAACCAGCCUCCUCCGAGUCAGAAACCGCAGGGUAUUGUGGGCAGGUUGGCGCUGCCGGGCCUAGCGGCUGCACCACCAGCAAGUUCCGAGAAGGUGAAGGAGAAACCUCCUCUUAGAGAGGAGCGCGCGGUCUCGCCUUCACUGAUGAAACAUGGUCGCAUUCCUAACACGAGAAAUCGUGCUACCGUCAUGGACGUUGCGCAAGCUAUGAGUGAGGCGCAGCAGGGAAACGAUUGCGCUCUGAGCCCACCUGCUCCUAGAAUUCCACCUCUGAAUUCUCAAGCUGAGAAGAGGAAGUCGAGCGUUGAGAAAUACUCCUCUUUUACGAUGCCGCCACUGAAGGAGGAGAAGACUCCCGUGUCGUCUCCAGCAGGAACAUUGGCAAAAUCAUCUGGGGAGGCUCUGCUGGAUUCUAAACUUGUCAGUGAAAGCCCCAAAAGUAGUUUGGGAGUAAAGCCGAUUGCCCAGCGCACUACGUCGAGUUCAUCUCUAGUCCUCGAUGUUGUGCAUAUCGAUCACGCAAACGAGUCCCUGCCGAACGUCGAUGUGGACGCUCUUUUGAAAUUCGUUCCUCCAACAUUUAGCCCCGACCCAAAGUUUCACACCAUCUCUGUUGAGAUUUUAUCCAUCAAUAACGGCACUGCGAUUCCCGUCCUGCGUGAUACCCAUAUUUUCUAUGAUACAGAGGUUUUGGUGAUUGUGCACCGCGUAAAGGUCCGUGACAGUGGACUCGUCUCCACGAAGGUUUGGUGCUGGCAUGGAAAACAAUGCCAAUUUGGCGAAAGAGAGGAGAAGAAGGCAGAUGAGCUUGCAAGAAGGUAUGGAUCAACUCAGGAAACGGUGUUCCAACGACGAGAACCUCCAGAACUUGUCCAUGUUCUGGGCGGAAAGCUUGCGAUCCGGCAGGGCAUUCGCGCGCGCUGGUCUUCUGAAAAUACAGCAAUGCACGUGGUGCGCUCGAGCGGGGAACACAUCUUUAUCGACGAGGUGGAUUCGAGCAUCCGAAAUCUGUGUUCGGGCUAUAGCUAUUGUGUCUCUAUCCUUGACCAGAUCUAUGUUUGGCAUGGUUGUGGGUCAACUUCGAAGGAACGCAACGCUGCCCGAGAUUACGCACAGGCCUCCGCUAUGAAAGGGACUUCUAUCACGGAACUUCGAGAAGGUGACAAUGAUGUAGAUGACGAGAUGUUCUGGAUGGUCCUUGGUGACUCUGGAGAUUACGCCAAGGCAGACUAUUGGAGAUUCAGAAAUGCCUCUGCUCCCAGUGACCCUCGAUGCUGGAUCGUGGAUGCCACAGUUGAAGGCGACCCGAUUCGUGCUGUUGCGUUGAUAUCGGCAGAAACUAUACUUCAGCAAUCAGUGUAUAUUAUCGACUGCUCUUUGGAGUUCUUUGUCCUGGUUGGAAAAAAUGCACGUUCCAAACGUACUGAUAUCUCUCUAGCAAUUCAAACCGUCAUGGCCAUGGCAAAGAGAGUGGCAAUAUCCAAACCGUUUUAUCCGACCGUCCAUGUGCUUGUGAUACCUACGCAACUCCCUCUGGACAUGCGGCAUGCCUUCCGCGAUCUUGAUGAGUCUCAAGUGAAUGGGGGCUUCAUCCCCGAUCACAUGAAUAUCCUUUCAACUACCGAGGCGAUUGAGCAUCUGCGCACUUCGUCUUGGGAGAAGGCAGCAUUGCGAGACCAGAACAUGCUUCCUUUGGGUCUCGACGCAGCUACCGUACCAUCGUCUUGAUAUAUGCGCAAGUGCUGACGCCGGAUAUGAACAAUCGGAAUGAUCUAUGCUGUAGAGUGGUCUUUAUACGCGUCUUUACUUGCUGCAACCGAUUGGUGCCUAUCCUUCAGCAAUCACCUUCCUUUUGACUAGUUUUUUCGUGUAAUGUUAUCUGUCUAAUUGUGAUUGGAUCACAGUAACAGCUAUUCUCAUGUCGAUAGACCAGAUUUCAUUUUGUUCCCCUUACCGCUUGUGUUCACUUAUGGAGCUUGUCUUGUUUUGCGGCUUCUGGAAUGUGACGGCGGUUUCCAGGCAUGGCGAGAGUACUACAAUGGU
This is a messenger RNA of Suillus subalutaceus, 3025 nucleotides long. RefSeq lists its product as uncharacterized. Gene Ontology annotation, biological process: actin filament severing; barbed-end actin filament capping. The record is from RefSeq and is a predicted model, not a curated record. Bases 335 to 2710 code for a protein of 791 amino acids. Gene Ontology annotation, molecular function: phosphatidylinositol-4,5-bisphosphate binding; actin filament binding. The transcript has 10 exons. NCBI's taxonomy places the organism in Eukaryota, Fungi, Basidiomycota, Agaricomycetes, Boletales, Suillaceae.